Messenger RNA from Ascochyta rabiei, 1263 nucleotides. RefSeq names its product WW domain-containing protein wwm1. The transcript is spliced from 2 exons. Gene Ontology annotation, molecular function: protein binding. NCBI's taxonomy places the organism in Eukaryota, Fungi, Ascomycota, Dothideomycetes, Pleosporales, Didymellaceae. The record is from RefSeq and is a predicted model, not a curated record. Bases 1 to 1263 code for a protein of 420 amino acids.
AUGAACGGGGUGCUUGCUUCGCCGAUGACCGGCUCCCAGGGGGGUGUAGCGGUGCCGCCGGGUUGGAAGGCUGAGUGGAGUGCGCAGUAUACGAGAUAUUUCUAUGUUAAUCUCAGUACGAAUCAAAGUACGUGGGUUUUGCCCUCGGCAUCUUCGCAACAACUGCCGCAGUCGGUUCAGAGGAAACCUGUGCCGAAUCAGGGUUCUCAAUCACAGACUUCGGUGUCGCGUGGAAGUUAUACUGGCCCUCAGCCGCAGAAUUUCGGAGGGUACUUUGCAGCGCCCCCGGCGCAGUUUCAGCCGGGUUAUGGACAGAAUUGCAUGGUUCAGCAGCAGCAGCAACAACAACAACAGUCGCCAUAUCAACAGCCGUACACACCACAUCUUGUUCAACAGCAGCCACACGUUCCCGCACCACCUUCAGGAAUGCAGCAGUUCUCGCCUCCCCCGACUCCAGGUUCUUACCAAGAACAACAGCGCAACUUUACGCCUCCAAAUCCAUCGCCAGCAACACUAAACCCGCAAUAUCCCCAGCAGCAGCAGAACUUUGGGCAACCCUUCAAGCCAGAAAUGUACAACCCUGGACAAUCCAAUGUCCCUACUCCUCCUCUUGACAGUCAACAGACGAACUACAUGGCACCACAGAACGAUACGAACGUGUACCAUGCUCCUCCACCACCGCCGCAAUCUCAAGCUCCUUAUAAUCCUCAACAUCAACAACAAAAACAGCUGCAGCAGAACUACUACCCCAAUAACGCGCAGCCGCAACAACAAAUACAAGCCCAGCAGUCCAAGCGUAGCUCAAGUCUCGGCUCAAGUCUUAUGGGCGGGAGCAUGAUGACCAAGAUGUCUUCCAAAUUGACACAGUUCCAGAAACCUGCCCAACCAACACCUUCUGCAACCCACACGACUUCUAGAUUCGGCACACCGGCGACUGCACAAACUGACGGUAAGCACGCCUCAAACAGCAGCGACUGGAAGAAAUGGGGGAAACGCGCCGCGAUAGGCGUGGCUGCCGUGGGCGCCCUGGCUCUCGGUGUUGAUGCAAUGGAUGGGGGCAUCUUCGAUGGGGCGGCUACUGCUGGGGGUGGCGACUUUGGUGGAGGUGGAGACUUUAGCGGAGGCGACUGGGCUGUAGGAGAUGCGCAGACAAGUCUGGAUGCUAGUGCUGCGCAGGCGGCCAUGGAGCAGCAAGGUCAGGAGAAUGCGUUGAUGCUGCUUGAUCCCCCGGGAACGACUUGUAAGUUCUUUUUUUUCUAUUAA